Microbotryum saponariae is the source of this 1713-nucleotide messenger RNA. The record is from the annotation of a GenBank genome assembly. NCBI's taxonomy places the organism in Eukaryota, Fungi, Basidiomycota, Microbotryomycetes, Microbotryales, Microbotryaceae.
AUGCCACAUGCUGUCGACAUAGUCAUACCUAUAGAUUCACACCGCUUCACUCUCGAAUCGUACAUUGAGACCCUCCCCGUUCGCCUUCUAGCUCGCAUGGCGAUUGCCUCCUGGAUCCUGACGGUUGCCGUCCUCGCGUUGGCCGGUCUGCAUCCCUCACCGUGGCUGUCCGACAAUGUCGCCUUGGUGCUCAGCCCACCGCGAACGAGUCGACUUGAUUCCCAUCGUUACGCGCUAUCCACGACUUCGACUUCUUCGCCCGUGCGCGGCUGCCAGAAUCCCGAGAUCGUCGUGACCGAACCUCGAGAGAAUGCUGCGAUCACGCUCUUGGUGCGAGAACAGGAUCUCGCCGAACUCCUCCCGACACUCCACAACUUCGAGAAACGCUUCAACCAACGGUUUAGAUACGCAUACGUGUUUCUGACCGCCCCAGUCGACCCUCCGUUCUCGACCUCGUUUCGGGAACAGGUCCUCGCGAGCUUGCCCGAAGGGGCCAUCGUCGAGUGGGGCACCGUAGAGUCUCGGUAUUGGCGCAUACCCGAAACAAUGGACGUCGCGAACGUCAGGAGCGGUUUUGAGCAGCAGCAGAAGGAUGGCGUGCAGUAUGCGGGGCGCGAAGGCUACCACCAUAUGUGUCGUUACUUCUCCGGGCUCUGGGUUAGGACCGCGGCUCUGCAGAAAUACGAUUGGUAUUGGAGGCUGGAGCCUGGUGGUGAGUCAUCCGAUCUACGUUGUACCAUCCUACCUCUACACCUCGCAACGUGCCUUUGGAGUUCCAUUUCGAGCCUACAGAAUAGCGAUCGGCGCUCACUUCUCCGAUGUGUCCCCACCAGUUCGCUUCUAUUGCACCAUCUCUUACGACCCGUUCCGAUUCAUGGCGCUGAAUCACAAGAUCUACGGUUUUGUGAUCACGAUCGUCGAGAACAUGAACACAAUCCCCACGCUGUUCGACUCGAUUCUUGAGCUCGUCCAGAAGCACGGGCUCGUACCAGGAUCUCGAUUGUGGCAGUUUUUGCUUAAGAAGGGGGACCCAGGAGCAUACUCGGGAUGUCACUUUUGGACUAAUUUUGAGGUAUGUUGACGAUUCCACGGACACUAAUAUCUCAGUCGCUGACUUGGCCUCUUUUUUGGCGCCCGGGUUAGAUCGGGGAUCUGCGCUUUUUCCGGUCAGAACCUUACCAAACGGUCUUCAACGAGCUUGAUCAAGAGGGCGGAUUCUUUUCCGAAAGGGUGGGUCACUAUCCAGUAUCUGGGACUAAGUUGCCUGGUUCGGGGGGUAUCGGGUACUGAUGCUGCUCCGUUGGUGUGCCUGCAGUGGGGCGACGCUCCUGUUCGCUCGCUCGCUCUCGGUCUUCUCUCAGACGUCGAUCGAAUUCACUAGUGAGUCAGUGGCGUUGCUUCUUGAUUGUCGACUCGACGGUAUCUUUUGACUGGCAUUUGGACGAGGUGCAUUGCCGCUGGGACGACUUACUGGUUCCGCUUGCCAGUUUCGAAGAUUUCGCCUACCAGCACGACUGGUUCAUGCACUGUCCUCAAGAGAAAGGUUUAGGAUGCGACUGCCAAUGCCCCGCGUAUUCGAAAGAUCCGUUACCCAAGAACGAAUUGACGGACGUGGAUCAUGACUGGAGAUUCGGUUGUUUGGAUCGCUGGAAAGAGACUGUUGGAACCUCCGCCUCGAGCAUUAUCUCUCCUUUCGCUUCCCCCCAACAAUAA